This is a messenger RNA of Aureobasidium subglaciale EXF-2481, 3100 nucleotides long. RefSeq lists its product as uncharacterized. Bases 68 to 2785 code for a protein of 905 amino acids. The transcript is spliced from 5 exons. Gene Ontology annotation, biological process: phosphorylation; phosphorelay signal transduction system. Gene Ontology annotation, molecular function: phosphorelay sensor kinase activity. The record is from RefSeq and is a predicted model, not a curated record. Lineage: Eukaryota; Fungi; Ascomycota; Dothideomycetes; Dothideales; Saccotheciaceae.
UGAGUUUGUAUGCACUGUACCUAGGCCACUUGUCUCUGAAGAAGUCAGCAUUACCAUCGCUGCAAGUAUGGUUCACCCGGGAGAUGCCAUAAACAAGAAGGAGGCCGCUGAAGCGCUAGACUCGCUAUUGCUGGCGGAUGAGGUUUGGGAUGAAUGUGAUAUAGGCUCAGCCAACGAGUGGCCAGAAACGUUACAGUCAAUUGCACCCUUCGUCUUCACCCUCUCACAUCCUGCCGCCAUCUUUUGGGGCGAGAAGCUCGUCAUGAUAUACAAUGGAGCCUGGGAGGCCACUUCUCACAGCGCUCUCAAGCAAGGAAGGCCGCCUACCGACGCCUUCCCGAAAGACACAGUCGACAUUCUUCGGGACUACAUUCAAGGUCGCAUAUCACGGCCUAUCGUCGCCUCCGAACUGUCCGACCGUCCAUCCUCGAGCAUCGAAAAGUCCCCAGUCGUGUGCAGUCCGAUCAAUGACCAAGGCGAGAUUGCAGGUGUUCUGGUGCAGAUCUUCAACAAAACACACUCAAAUAGCAACGAGGCUAAAGAGGAGGCUUCCAAGGAAGAAAAGCAGCAGAAGCAGGCUUCACCAGGCGAGGACAUGAAUAAUCUCGUCAACCAUGAAGAGACUGCAUUGGAUAGACAACCAUUCUUCCAGAAAUUCGCCGAGAUGUUGCCAACUGGACUCGCUAUCUUAGAUCACAAGGCCGACCCGUUAUUCGUCAACCACCAAUUCCACGAUCUGACCGCCCACCGAGGCCCAGAUCAGUCUUUCAGGAUGUGGCCUGAGACUAUCCAUCCAGACGACUAUGAACGAGUCAUGAAAGAGUACCACAGUGCCUUCGACUCGCAGACGGACCUGGAGACAGAGUUCAGAGCCUUUGGUGAAAACCAAUGGAGACUGUUCCUGAUGCGCCCGCUAGGAAAGAACAACCUACAACAGUUUACCCUUAGACAAUUUGGUGGCUACAUAUGUGCCCUGAUUGACGUAUCCGACAUGAAGAACGCCGAGCUUGCUCAGACCCGCGCAGCCAAAGAAGCGCGUGAGAGGAAGCAACAGCAGGAGCGCUUCAUAGAUAUGAUUAGUCACGAGAUCAGGAACCCGCUAUCAGCUGUGUUGCACUGUGCUGAAAAUAUUAUGGAAGCGGUACACGAUGGUAAAGCGAAAUCAACCCAAGACAUCUCUGUGGACGAAAUUGUCGAAGCUGUCAGCACCAUCCAACUCUGCGUGGAUCAUCAAAAAAACCUCGUAGAUGACGUUCUGAGCUUCUCGAAGCUUGACGCUUCUAUGCUCACGCUCGCCCCCAGAGCCACAAAACCCAAGGUUCAGAUGGCAGAUACACUCAAGAUCUUCCAGCCAGAAUUGCGAAAGAAGAAGGUCGAAUUUGGAUAUACAGUCACGCCAGAAUACGACAACUGCAGCGUCGACUGGGUCAUGGCAGACCUUGUUCGAAUCAGUCAAGUCAUUGUCAAUCUCAUGACAAACGCGAUCAAAUUUACGACCAAGUCAGAACGCAAGAAGAAGAUUGAUAUCGAGGUGGCUGCGUCGAUCGAAAGGCCAACAUCUUACCCACCUAAUGUGGUCUUCUUCAAAACUGACAACAUCGGUUUGAAGACCGAUGCUACCGGGAAUGCCGAGUGGGGAGACGGUGAACCAUUGUAUAUCAUGGUUGCCGUGAAGGAUACCGGAAUUGGCAUCAGCAAGGAAAAUCAGUCCAAGCUGUUCGAGCGUUUCCAACAGGCUACACCGAAGACGGGCCAGAUGUAUGGUGGCUCCGGGCUCGGCCUGAACAUAGCUCGCAAAAUGUGUCAGCUGCAUGGUGGAGAAAUAGGUGUCAGUUCAGUUGAAGGUGAAGGAUCGACCUUUGGCUUCUUCUUUAGGGUCCGACGCGGCGGCGAACCCGAGGACUCUGACAAACUGGAGCCCAAGGAGCUUUCGAGGAAGCUCGAGCAAAGUGGGCAUGUGGACAAGGUCAAGGUAGAUGAAGACAAGGUGCCAGAAGAUCUGAGUAAUGUUUCUGGGGAAAAUACUGGAACCAACAGCGAGGACCCGCCUAAGGACCGAUGGCAACACACAGGCGACAUGGCCGAUCAGAUGAGCCAGAAGCACAAAGACAGUAAUGCGCCCCGCGACCAAGACGAGAAGUCAUCAACAAGAGCCGAGGACGACGUGGGUCAAAGACGACAAAAUAGACCAGCCAACGCCGGUCGAAGCUCUCAUCGCCCUGAUGCAAGCUUUGAAAAGAGCGAACCGACAAACCCAAAGGACCAGGAUCGCAAGGAUGACGACCAGGAGUUUGGUCAUGAUAAGACUGGUCCUAGAGGCGAGGACUUCGCAAAGCGAGACAAGGAAGAAGCAAAGAAGCCUGUUGAUCAAGUUUCAAAUCCUCAAAGUGACUCGAGACCCACGAUAUUAUUUGUUGAGGAUAAUUUGAUCAACCAAAAGCUUGUCAAGAAGAAGAUUGAGGCAAAGGGCUUUCAAGUCACGACUGCAGAUAACGGCAAGGAGGCUCUAGACUUGAUCACAGCGCGUUCUUCCGAGCACAAGCCUCCAUUCGAUUGCAUACUGAUGGAUCAGGAGAUGCCUGUUAUGGACGGCAAGACUGCUUCCAGAGAGAUCAGGAGAUUCGAGGACGAGAACGAUCUCCCCAAAGUCAACAUCAUCGGUGUGACUGCCAACGUAAGAGAAGAGCAACAGAGCGAGAUGACAGAGGCUGGGAUGAAUGAUGUGAUCGCAAAGCCAUUCAAGAUGGAGGAUUUGCUGGAGAAGGUGAGGAGGGGCAGCAAGUAGCGGCGCUGAAUGAUUUGCAUGGACAAGGACGUUUGUUUUGGGCAGGGAAGCAUUUGGGAACAUCUCUUUUUCUUGCAUAGUAUGAGCCUAUUAUGACGACGAUUUACGACACUGUAUAGUGCAUAAUUUACACAGUAUUUCUUGUCUUCUUGUUCAGUUCGUGUGACAAUCGAGGGGUGGAAGUAGGUGAUCACUAAGCUCAUUGCGUGACAGACUUGUUCGCGGACCGUGGACGCCGUGACCCGGCAACGAAGGUUUCUGCCAGCUCAACCACCGCUGCGACCAGACAGGACAAGCAUGCCCUGCUGAGUACAC